This is a messenger RNA of Moneuplotes crassus, 684 nucleotides long. Lineage: Eukaryota; Ciliophora; Spirotrichea; Euplotida; Euplotidae. The record is from the annotation of a GenBank genome assembly.
GCAACAAAUAUAUUAUAUUGAAUUGAUCAAUCUGUCUGGGCUUAUAAAGGGAACACUGGGUAAGCAUCCACCUUGGAUAUUAAAAUUCCAUGUCUGCUAUAAUCAAUGAGCUUUGGUGUUGAAAACUCUCUCUUUUACAAAGCUUUCAUAAAAGCAUACUCAUUCUUAGCUGCUAAUCUUGAGGCAUAGAACCAGGCAAAGCUAGUCCUGUGCUUUAAGUAAUCUUUUUUAUCCUUAACUGCUCUGAAAGAGGCUCUUUCAAGCCUUUCAAGCUUAAUGAUAAUAUUUUCACCUUCUGGAAUCCACAAAGUCAAAUAUCAGAUUCUUUUCCUACAUCAAAUUUGCUUCCUAUUUUAGUAAUAUGGUCCCUCUUCAUAAAAGUUCUUAAGGCGAGGUAAUUAUAUCCAGGAUAGUUAAAUGCAAAACCCAUCACACUUAGAGUUCUUAUGAAUGAUUAACUUUCGCUUCAAUAAAUUCUGAAUAAUUUUGAAGGUGUUUGCUCUUUUAAGAUUUAUGAUGAAUUGAAUCAAUUGAGCAGGACAAACUCAUGAUACUUCAUACCCCUCUCAAUUGCUGUUAGUACUCUGAAAUGUUCUUUUGUCAGAUAAUGAAUCAAAGAGAGGUUAUUUCACACGACUUACAUCUUAGUCAAGCUUCAUUACCUCGCUUUAAAACUUCAAUAUU